UGGCCUUUCCAGAGUCACCUCAACCUGAAGAUGGCAACUCUGAUCUUUAUUGAUCAGGAGAAUGAUGAAGUUGGCACUACUAAGAAUCGGCUAAGACUCCCUUCAGGAUCUUCAAAAGUCUUAUCUGACAGAAUGCAAGUUAAGACUCCACUUCCUAAAAAAACAGUCAGUACAUCUCCAGCUGCACCUCGCUCUGUCAGGAAGGCUCUGGGAAAUGUGAAUAGAACUCAAGGAGUCACGAGCAAGUCGGAAAAGAUAAGACAGAAAAGUCAGCCUUGUGCUGCAAACAAAAAGACUGCAGGUUUAGAAAGCUGUGAUGCAGUGGCUGAAGAGCAGUGGCCAGAAAUAGAAAAUAUGUUUCCUUUUGAUCCUAGAGAUUUUGAGAGUUUUGACCUUCCUGAAGAGCACAAACUAAGCAAUAUCAACCUGCGUGGUGUUCCCCUCAUGGUAUUUGAAAGGACAUAUGACAGAUGUGUGAACAUGGUUCCUUCACCUGUGAAGAUUGAGGAGGUUUCGUGGGAGUCUAACUUGCUACAAUCAACUGCUGACUUCCUUGAUACCCUGGAUGAGAUCAUUGACAUGCCACCUCCAAAUUAUGACAUUUAAUCUAUAUUCUGAAGCUUCUAUUGAGUUCAAAUUUCACAGUUCUGUAUUUUUAAAUAAAAGUUAAUCUAACCUGUAUAAUACUAGGUUUUUCUGUUUUAAAUAGACCCAAGAUGUAGGUAGUACAGUAGUGCUUUGAAAAAGAAGACUUAAAGCAGAGCCUGGGUAAACUUCAAAAGCAA
Molecule: messenger RNA, 785 nt
Organism: Neopsephotus bourkii (Bourke's parrot)
Lineage: Eukaryota; Metazoa; Chordata; Aves; Psittaciformes; Psittacidae
Gene: PTTG1
Product: PTTG1 regulator of sister chromatid separation, securin
Exons: 5
Coding region: 31-606 (191 amino acids)
Biological process (GO): chromosome organization
Cellular component (GO): cytoplasm; nucleus
Source: RefSeq, a predicted model, not a curated record